AUGGAAGACGAAGUAAAAGAAAUACAGAUGGAACUGGCUGCUAUUAGACGAGAAAGAUUCUUUUUGAGCCGAAAAACAGCGGAUGGAAUAGAAUCGGAAGAAACAGAGAAAAACGUAACAUUGUAUACAGAAACAUCAAAAAUGCAAAAUGAAUUGGACUGUAUGAGAAAUCCACAGAUGUCACAAUUGCGAGAAGAAUUGAUAAGAGCUAAGAAUUUGGCAGAUGAAGAACGGUUUCAAAAAGAGAAGUAUGAGAGAAAACUAAAAGAUCUUGAACUAAAGCUUAAUAAUAUAUGUCAUACAGAAAUGACAGAAGUUAAAGAAUUACGGAAAUUCCCCGCCGAGGAAGUUACCGCUUUGAAGAAGGAACUGAGAGAUUUGAAAGAAGAAACGGAAGAAUUGAAAAUAUCGCUGAAUGAAAAAUCUGAUGAAGCCCAAGAGUACCGUUUGAAGUAUCUUCAAGCUCAGCAGCAGGUGGAAGAAUUCAAAAGACAGAUAGAUGUGAUAGAUUUUGAUAAUAAACAAGUAUCAGAUCAAAUACAAAUUGAAAUUCAGAAAAUGAAGAUACAAUUCCAAGAAAAGUUGCAAGAGCUAGCGCCUUUACCAGAUUUGCUAAAGGGUGCUCAAAUUCAACUUCAAGAAGCGAAGCAAUUACAAAAGCUGGCUGAGGGCAGCUCGGAACAACUCUCUAAUGAAUUACAACGUGUCAAAGAAAAGCUGGUAAUCGCUGUAAAUAAUUUAAGUAUAGAAAAGGCGGAUAGAGCAAAAUUGUCUGAGGAUAAUAAAAUGCUAAAGACCGAGACGGAACAAAAACAAAUGGAAGUGGACGAACUGUCUAGAAAUAUAGACGAGUACAAGUCUACGAUAUUACGAUUAGAAGAAAAACUGUCCCAACAAGAACUGAGGUACAAAGAAAAAUCAUUAGAAUGUUCCCAAAUCUUAAAAGAUUUGGAGGAAUUAAGGGAAGAGAGCAACAGAUGUCUAACGCGAAGUAAAGAAAGAUCUGACUCAAUGAGACGUUAUAUGCAAAUGCAGAUUUCGGAGCUAGAACGACAGUUGAUACAAAGUCGGGCACAAUGUAGGGCGUGUCAAAAAGAACGGGAUGAUGUCCGUCAGCGUAUACAGAUUCAAGUGAACAAUUUGCAAGAGAACUUUGAUCUCGUGAAAAUUCGGUUCCGAGCCAUGCAAAACGAAGUAGCCGCACUAAAGAACACUUAUGCUAUUAUUUUGACCGAUGAAAAUGAUACGGAUUACUCAAAAGUUAUAUCGACG
Messenger RNA from Brenthis ino (lesser marbled fritillary), 1272 nucleotides. The record is from the annotation of a GenBank genome assembly. NCBI's taxonomy places the organism in Eukaryota, Metazoa, Arthropoda, Insecta, Lepidoptera, Nymphalidae.